AUGGCCGACCACCACCACGGGCAGCCGCCGUACGGGGACGGGCGGCGGGCGGGCCUGGGCGUGGGCGUGGGCGUUGGCGUUGGCGGCGCCGGCGCCGGAGAAGGUGGUGACCUGGAGAUCAAGGAGCAGGACCGGCUGCUGCCCAUCGCCAACGUCGGCCGCAUCAUGAAGCAGAUCCUGCCGCCCAACGCCAAGAUCUCCAAGGAGGCCAAGGAGACGAUGCAGGAGUGCGUCUCCGAGUUCAUCAGCUUCAUCACCGGCGAGGCCUCCGACAAGUGCCACAAGGAGAAGCGCAAGACCGUCAACGGCGACGACGUCUGCUGGGCCUUCGGCGCCCUCGGCUUCGACGACUACGUCGACCCCAUGCGCAGGUACCUCCACAAGUACCGCGAGCUCGAGGGAGACCGCGCCGCCGCAGCCGCAUCCUCCCGCGGGGUCGGACCCGGACCCGGCGGACCAGGCGGAGGGCCCCCCGACCACCACCCUGGUUCCACCUCGUCCGCCGCCGGUCCCAGCGCCGCAGCCGGUCAUUUCAUGUUCGGCGCCGCCAUGGACCGGCCCGACAACAACACCUCCUCCAGGCCCUUUUAA
Messenger RNA from Miscanthus lutarioriparius, 591 nucleotides. The record is from the annotation of a GenBank genome assembly. NCBI's taxonomy places the organism in Eukaryota, Viridiplantae, Streptophyta, Magnoliopsida, Poales, Poaceae.